Molecule: messenger RNA, 3063 nt
Organism: Pedinophyceae sp. YPF-701
Lineage: Eukaryota; Viridiplantae; Chlorophyta; Pedinophyceae
Source: the annotation of a GenBank genome assembly
AUGCCGAGGCUGUCCUUCUCGCUCGAUUCCGGCGACGGCAGGCGCAUCAACGCUCCGGCAGCCGCGGGGCUCGCGCUUGCGGCGAUUGUGCUCGUGCGUCGGAUCACACGUCCGCCUGGCUUGGCGUUCGGUCGUGGGGAGAAAGACGCGCAGGGCGGCGUGCAUGAAGCGCAGCUGAUAGCGAAGGAGAAGCCGCAAACGGCGCUCGAGGGCCUGCUUCUGUGCGCGCCGUCGUCGCCCCCUUUUGUGCACCUCAAUCGGGACGCGGCGCGCGCUGCGGUGCCUUCGUGGCCAGGAUGGCAGCAGGCGCGGAAGGACGCGAGUGAUGAGGAAGUCGCGAGCGGGCUGACGCCCGUGCAGCUGGCGCGCAUUGAGCGCCGGAAGAGGAAAAAGAAGCAGAAGAAGGCGGCGAACAACGCGGGCGAUGCGAGCCCCGGAGAGCAUCCGUUCGCCGCGCUCAUCGCAGAGGUCACUGAGCGCGGCCCCCUGGAGUGGGAGUACCAGGAAGCCGCCGCGAGCCACGCCCCGCACAAGCCGCCGCCGACGUCACGGCGCCAGGCGGUCCUCGUGGAGUGCGCCGCGGCCCUCCACGCCGCCGUACGGUCCCUUGCGGGCAAGCGGCAGGUCGCGGUGGACGUCGAGCACCACGCGUUCCGGUCCUACUACGGCCUGGUGUGCCUGGUGCAGCUCUCGGACGGCCAGACCGACUGGGUGAUCGACACGCUCGUCCCGGAGGUGCGCGCGGCGAUGGGCGAUGCGCUGCGCCCGCUGCUGGCGUCGCCGGACGUGGUGAAGCUCGUGCACGGCGGCCGCAGCGACGUCCUGUGGCUCCAGCGCGACUUCCGCCUGUACCUCGUCAACGUCUUCGACACAUGCGUCGCGGCGCACGACGCCGGCGAGGACGGGAAGAGCUUGGCGGUGUUGCUGCGGAGGCACUGCAACGUCACGACCGACAAGGCGUUCCAGCGCGCGGACUGGCGCGCGCGGCCGCUGACGCGGGCGCAUCUCGACUACGCCCGCACGGACGUGCACUACCUUCCCUUCAUCGCCGACGUCCUGCGCCGCGAGAUCUUCCGGCGCGGCGGCGCGCCGGCCGUCCACCGCGCGCACACCACCAUGCAGGCGGUGACCGCCGCGCUCUUCCCGCCGCCGGACCCGCAACGCGCCAUCAUGCAGCAGGUCACCGCGUGCAUGAACAAGGCGCGCUCGGCGGCGCGCGCGGCGGGCGUCGAGGCCGACGGGCAGCAUGCGAUGGCCCGUACGCGCUGCCUCGAGUGUGCGGCCGCACUCGCGGUGUGGCGCGACGGCGUCGCGCGGGCGACCGACGAGUCGACGCAGUACACGUUCCACGACGAGCUCGUCGCGGCGGUGGCCGCGCAGGCCGCGGUGUUCGUGCGAGAGGACGGUGCGUUGUUGGAAGAGGUGACGGAUGAGGCCGUCCGCGCGUGGGUGCUCGAAGCGGCGCUGCCGCGCGACGUUCGGGGCACGGAGGCUGCGGAGAAGGCGGUCGCGCGGGCGCUGGGGGCGUUUUCGGAGGCGCGGGGAGGGGGAGGGAGUGUUGCGGACCGGUGCGGGGUGUGCUCUGCGUGUGUGGGCGCGAAGCAGCGGUGGCGGCUCGCGGUGCACAGCGCGCUGCUGCGCGCGGAGGAGGUGGCGCGGACGACGAUGGAGGUGCUGCGCGGGAGCAGCCGUCGGCUGAAGGAAUCGGAGGCGGUGCACGUGCUGCGCGAGGAGGUGGCGGGGGGGGGUGUCGGUGACGGGGGUGUCUCGGCGGCCGCGGGGCCCGAGGCGGGCGUCGUCGAGGCGGACCAGGGCAAGACGGGCAAGUUCAAGCAGGGGAAUCGGCGGGAACGGAUCAUCGCGACGUUCAGCGCGAAAAAAGAAGUGUAUCAGAAUUGCAAGAUGUUGUCGAAGGAGGGCGCGUUAUUGUGUCACUGCGACAAGAAGAAGGUGGACUGGUAUCUGAGCAAGGGCCUCGCGGACCUAGAGUGCGACGACCCCCUCACGAUCCGCCUCCGCUUCCAGCACAAGACAGACGACCAGCAGGCAAAGCAGGAACAGUACUACACCGCGGCGCGCACGAACCAGUGCGUGGGCUGCGGCGAGGCCGGCCACUACCUCCGCUACCGCAUCCUCCCCUCGUGCUACCGCAAGCGCCUCCCGGAAGCGCUCAAGAGCCACCGCUCACACGACAUUGUCCUGCUGUGCGUCGACUGCCACGAGGUGGCCCAUCGCGGCGCCGAGGUCGAGAAACGCCGCUUGGCGCAGGAGCUCGGCGUGCCGCUGAACGCCGGCGGGCUCGAGUGCUCCGCGAGCGACGCCAGCGGCGCGACGUGGCGCGUGUCGCCGUCGACGGUGCACCGGGCUGCGCUGGCGCUGAAGCGGCACGGCAAGCGGAUGCCGCAGGAGCGCCGCGCGGAGCUGGAGACGCUCGUGCAGGCGUACCUGGGGCGGCCGGCGGGGGCGCCGCCGCCGACGGAGGCAGACGUAGACAGGGCGGCGCUGGCGGGGCUCAGUGGGGCGAAGAGGCGGAAGGUCCGGAGGCAGCAGGCGGCGGAGAACGGGGAGGACGCGCCGGGGGAGGGGAGCGAGGAGGAAGGGGACGUGCACGAGGACGCGUCGGGGCACUGGGUGCACGGUCGGCUGCUGGUCGACAAGAUCGCCCGCGAGCGGGGCACGGAGGGCCUUCUCGACCUCAUGGCUCGGUUCCGCCGCGCAUUCGUCGAGCACGUCAAGCCCCGGUACCUCCCGGAAGCCUGGCACGUCCUCCACAGCGCAACCAGGGGGUUCGGCCCCUUUUCAGUAUACAGCCAGGUCUACCGCGAGAACGGCGCAGACGACGACUCCAGCGGCUCAGACACCGACGAGGCGCCGUGCGCCGCCGCGUCGCCGCGGCCGGGGCCCGCCGCGACGAGCAGCAGCGCGGCGUCGCAGCUUGUGGCUGGUCUGGCGGACUCAGGGGGGGGACUCCCAGGGCUGGGGCUGCGCGAGGACGCGGACCUGACUGCAGCCGGGCGCGCGAGGACGCAUGGUCUCAUCGGCAGCCGGUCCGGGCCGAAGUAG